This is a messenger RNA of Dovyalis caffra, 915 nucleotides long. Lineage: Eukaryota; Viridiplantae; Streptophyta; Magnoliopsida; Malpighiales; Salicaceae. The record is from the annotation of a GenBank genome assembly.
AUGUUUAUUCUUGCCUUUUUUUUGGAACAGAUGGAUGCAACCACUCCAAAAUACUCCAAGGCAAGGUAUGAUGAAAUUAUCAAGGAAGUUUCAUCUUACUUGAAGAAGGUCGGUUACAACCCUGACAAGAUUCCCUUUGUUCCCAUCUCUGGAUUUGAGGGUGAUAACAUGAUUGAGAGGUCCACCAACCUUGACUGGUACAAGGGCCCAACCCUCCUCGAGGCCCUCGACCAGAUCCAGGAGCCCAAGAGGCCCUCAGACAAGCCUCUGCGUCUUCCACUUCAAGAUGUGUACAAGAUUGGUGGUAUUGGAACCGUCCCAGUGGGUCGUGUUGAAACUGGUGUGAUCAAGCCUGGUAUGGUUGUGACUUUUGGUCCAACUGGACUGACUACUGAAGUUAAAUCGGUCGAGAUGCACCAUGAAGCUCUCCAGGAGGCUCUUCCUGGUGACAAUGUUGGGUUCAAUGUUAAGAAUGUUGCCGUGAAGGAUCUGAAGCGUGGUUAUGUUGCCUCAAACUCCAAGGAUGACCCUGCCAGGGAGGCUGCCAACUUCACCUCCCAGGUCAUCAUCAUGAACCAUCCUGGGCAGAUUGGAAAUGGUUAUGCCCCUGUUCUUGACUGCCACACCUCUCACAUUGCUGUUAAGUUUGCUGAGCUCCUCACCAAGGUCGACAGGCGAUCCGGUAAGGAGCUGGAGCAGGAGCCAAAAUUCUUGAAGAAUGGUGAUGCUGGUUUCGUGAAGAUGAUUCCAACCAAGCCCAUGGUGGUUGAAACUUUCUCCACUUAUCCUCCACUUGGUCGCUUUGCUGUGAGGGAUAUGCGCCAGACUGUUGCUGUGGGAGUCAUCAAGAGUGUUGAGAAGAAGGACCCCACUGGUGCUAAGGUUACCAAAUCUGCAGCCAAGAAGGGCAAGUGA